Molecule: messenger RNA, 525 nt
Organism: Lodderomyces oxycetoniae
Lineage: Eukaryota; Fungi; Ascomycota; Pichiomycetes; Serinales; Debaryomycetaceae
Exons: 1
Coding region: 1-525 (174 amino acids)
Biological process (GO): phospholipid transport
Cellular component (GO): mitochondrial intermembrane space
Molecular function (GO): phosphatidic acid transfer activity
Source: RefSeq, a predicted model, not a curated record
AUGGUGCUUUUCUUUGAAACGAAACAGGACUUUAAUUUUGACUUUGAAACAACAAGUUUAGCUUACUUGAACAGGUAUCCUAAUCCAUAUGCCAAACAUGUAUUAUCGGCAGAUACACUUGAUUAUCAAAUUGACUCUCAUGGCCAGCUAUGUACAACGAGACUCAUUGUGAAAACGGGUCGAUUGCCGAAAUUUAUUAGACCAUUUUUGGGCGUUUCCAAUGUCAAUUCUUGGAUUCUUGAGAAGUUGGUGAUAAAUCCAAAAACAAAUACAUUGCAUUCAUAUACCAGCAACAUCGACCAUAGGAGAUUCAUCAAAGUUGAAGAGUAUUUGAAAUAUAAGGGAGAUCCAGUAAGCGGGAGCACGACUCUUGAAGCCAAAGUGAAAUUUUCGUCAAAUUUUUUUGGCUUGAAACUGAAGAUUGAGGAAUGGAGCCAUAGUCGAUUUUCUACUAAUAUCCAGAAUUCAAGAGAUGGUUUACAUUAUGUGAUGACCAAAUUGAAACAGAGAAAUAAGGCUGUUUGA